Messenger RNA from Lentinula edodes (shiitake mushroom), 735 nucleotides. Its product is annotated as class I glutamine amidotransferase-like protein. The transcript has 4 exons. The coding region runs from base 1 to 735 and encodes 244 amino acids. The record is from RefSeq and is a predicted model, not a curated record. Lineage: Eukaryota; Fungi; Basidiomycota; Agaricomycetes; Agaricales; Omphalotaceae.
AUGUCUUCCCCAGUAUCCGUCAAAACAUCACUCGCUGUCAACAAAAUAUAUCAUCUCGCAGUCUGUCUCUUCCCCGAAGUGACAACUCUCGACUAUCAGGGACCCAUCGAACUUCUUGGGGGCUUUUCCACUGAUCUCCGGGCAAAACCUGACUCGCAUCUUCAGUAUUUCAAGCAGCACCUUCCCUCUUUUGCCAUUGAUGUGGAAUACCUCUCUCAUUCUGAGGAACCCAUUACGCCCUCCGCUGGACCUAAAGUGCUGCCGACAGGAACUUACGAAGGUAUAAUGAAGGCGGGGAAACAGUUUGAUAUAUUGCUUAUUCCGGGAGGUCCGACUGCUAGCCCUGUUCAUGUUCAUCCUUCGUUGUUACAAUUUCUGAAACAACAAGCCCCUGGAGCAAAACACAUCCUUACUAUAUGCACUGGAUCAUGGAUACUCGCUGGAACUGGGUUACUGGAUGGAAAGAAAGCUACCACCAAUAAAAUGAUGUACAAGAUCGUCACGGAAAGUACGAAGGACUUGAACAUUACCUGGAUUCCGAAGGCUCGGUAUGUAGUGAACGACGACAAGAAGAUUUGGACUAGCUCCGGCGUCACGGCUGGCAUGGAUUUAGCUCACGCUUUCCUUGAACAUCUUGCUGGACGGGACACCGCAAACUCGUUGGGCAUCGUGAUGGAGAUGAGCUAUAAGCAGGAAGGAGAUGACGCUUUUGCGGCAGUGCAUGGAUUGGCUUAA